UUCUAUAGGUGCUGAUACAAAAACAGCUUAGCAAUGGAUCAAAGGAAAAAUGAUAGUUUUGUCCCAAGUAUCACGCAAUUGGAAGACUUCCUGACAGAACAUGACUCCAAUGUAGUUUGGCUGUUAGUAGCGACAAUAUUGUCUUGCGGAUGGAUUAUCUACCUAACUUAUUAUAAUUCCCGGAACAUUGGACUUAUUUUAACAUUGGUUCUUAACAGAUUAUAUAAACAUGGCUACAUCCAUAUUGGUUCCUUCUCGUUCUCUGUGCUGUCUGGAAAAGUCAUGGUUCGUGAAAUCUAUUACAUCACAGAAGACAUGUCUAUCAGAAUCCAAGAUGGAUUUAUCAUAUUUCGCUGGUGGAAGAUGUACAACCCCAAGCAGAAACAGCAUGAUCCAAAGGCAGAAACAAGACUGUAUAUUAUGGUGAAUGACUUUGAAUUUCAUGUGUAUAACCGUUCUGAACUCUAUGGACAACUUCAAGAACUGUUUGGCUUGGAUCCCACAAUAAUUCCAGCAAAGAAAGAAGACGAAAAAGCAGAAAUAAAUGGAAGACAGAGAAGGCAUACCAAUCUUGAAAGUGUUAAAGUAAAAACAGAAUCUCAAGACCCUUCUUCUUCAUGGAGGUCCCUUAUUCCUGUCAUUAAAGUCAAUGUGAGCACGGGUCGCUUGGCAUUUGGGAAUCAUUAUCAGCCACAAACACUUUGUAUCAACUUUGAUGAUGCUUUUUUGACUUACACCACAAAACCACCUUCUAGUCACCUUGAUCAGUUUAUGCACAUUGUGAAAGGAAAAUUGGAAAAUGUUAGAGUCAUGCUGGUUCCAAGUCCAAGAUACGUUGGUCUUCAAAAUGAUGAACCACCAAGGCUGAUGGGUGAAGGUUUUGUUGUAAUGCAGUCCAAUGACGUUGAUAUCUAUUACUAUAUGGAUGAACCAGGUCUUGUACCAGAGGAGACAGAGGAAAGUAAUGAUGGAGAAGCAAACAAUGAAGACAGCAAAUUACAGGAUCUGCCACCAUGUUGGGGUUUGGACAUUGUUUGUGGAAAAGGAACAGAUUUCAACUAUGGACCUUGGGCUGAUAGGCAGAGGGAUUGCUUGUGGAAGUUUUUCUUCCCACCAGACUACCAGGUUAUGAAAGUCUCAGAAGUUGCACAGCCUGGGAAACCAAGACAGAUUCUUGCUUUUGAACUGCGGAUGAAUAUCAUUGCUGAUGCCACCAUAGAUUUGCUUUUUACCAAAAAUAGGGAAACUAAUGCUGUACAUGUAAACGUUGGUGCAGGAUCGUAUUUGGAAAUAAAUAUUCCCAUGACAGUAGGUGAAAAUGGCUACUCACCUACAAUUAAAGGGCAGCUUUUACAUGUUGAUGCCACCAGCAGUAUGCAGUACAGGACUCUCUUAGAAGCAGAAAUGCUAGCUUUUCAUAUUAAUGCAAGUUAUCCCCGGAUAUGGAACAUGCCACAGACAUGGCAAUGUGAACUCGAGGUUUAUAAGGCAACCUAUCAUUUUAUCUUUGCUCAGAAAAGCUUCUUUACAGGUAAGUACUUUACUGAAAAAUUUACAUAUCGAUUUAAAUAUUCUUUCUUUAGGAUUUCUUUCCAAAUCUUGCAAAGGCAAAGUUUUGGCAAUAAAGAGGCACAUACUGUGGUUUGCGAUAUUUAGGAUAACAAAUCAUCCCUGGAGGUGAAGUUCUGAACGUCUUUAUUGGCUAUUAGCACAUAAGCAAAAGAUAUUCAUGUAUUUCAGUAGAGAUGUUGAAUAUUUUUUUUGAACAUAUAAACCAAAUUAAACCAGUUAGGUUUAAAUUCAUUUCAAAUUUAAGAUUCCUUUUUUCUUACCAGGACUAUUGAUUUGUUAAAUAUUUAUUACCUCAGAGAAAUCAAUAUCUUAUGUUUUACUCUUCUUUGGCUGAUCGAUUUUUUUAAACCACUUAGGCUUUUGGUUGUCUCAACUUGACUAACAAAUGAUAACUGAAAAUAAUUGACUCCUUCAGACUUUGCCUCGGUGGAAGAAUACACGCGUGCAAUGCUGUACGUGAUACAGCAUGACGAAACUAUGACUGAAUGUUCCACCUCCAAUAAUAGAAAGAGCAUAGCUACAUCAAUGUGGCACUGCCUGGGCUAAUUACCACUGCUGGCAGAAAAGAUUAGGCCAGUAAUCUUAAUCAGUACUGCUGUGCUAAGAAAGUUAUUUUCCAUGUGAGGCCUGAGAGAUGACAUGCCUAGUGCUGAAAUACAUGCCGUAGUAUACAAAUCGAUUCAGAGAGCUUCAGAAGCUUUAUGAGCUUCGUCAUAACCUCUGUGU
Struthio camelus australis is the source of this 2298-nucleotide messenger RNA. The record is from RefSeq and is a predicted model, not a curated record. Lineage: Eukaryota; Metazoa; Chordata; Aves; Struthioniformes; Struthionidae.